This is a messenger RNA of Hypanus sabinus (Atlantic stingray), 3871 nucleotides long. Its product is annotated as guanine nucleotide-binding protein G(q) subunit alpha. Gene Ontology annotation, molecular function: GTPase activity; GTPase activator activity; G-protein beta/gamma-subunit complex binding. The record is from RefSeq and is a predicted model, not a curated record. Gene Ontology annotation, cellular component: heterotrimeric G-protein complex. Gene Ontology annotation, biological process: adenylate cyclase-modulating G protein-coupled receptor signaling pathway; phospholipase C-activating dopamine receptor signaling pathway; action potential. The coding region runs from base 702 to 1910 and encodes 402 amino acids. NCBI's taxonomy places the organism in Eukaryota, Metazoa, Chordata, Chondrichthyes, Myliobatiformes, Dasyatidae. The transcript has 8 exons.
CUAAAGUGUUUGUGUAAAUUGGACAAAUGGGAAACUAUUCUAUACGCCUAUUUGAGAAUAAAAAUAAUGCGGAUAAAGAGAUACAGUGUUAUAGUGGUGUUCAGCUAUAUCUGACAGUAUUUUUUUUAGUAUUUUCCCUCAGGUGCGUGCAGUGAUUUUUGCAGCUGCAUUCCCAGUCCCUGAGAGGGAGGGAGUAAAGUGUCCGCCAUAUUCUCUCUAGUUUACCACGCCCGUGGAUCUGGCGGAAAGCAGCAGCAGUUCUCUCUCUCUCUCCUUCCUUUCCCGACUGUAGGCCGCCUCCUCGGCUUCUGAAACUCGCCACGAAGCUGACGGCAGAGAAAGUGACAGCGGUACGGAGUCAGCAAGAAAGUGUCCUGCACAUUGGAAGAAGCAAGAAGUGAAGAGGGUUGCCGCAGGAUAGAUUUAUAAUUCUUCAUAGCGUAAGGAGAGAGAGAGGGAGAGAUCGGAUAUCCCCAGCUCCCGAUUUUAAAAACAAUCAGCUUCAGCGUUUCUGGUAGUUGGUGUUAAAUUUAACAGCUUAAUUAUUCCUUCUGCAACCCCCAUUUUAAAGCCCCACAUAUUCUCCAUGUUUAGUAAGGUUGAGAAAUAUUGAGGAGGGCACCCUCACUACAGGCAGACACAGACACACACAAAUACACACGCACACACACACACACACACACACACAAAAAGCCGGCUACAUGACUCUCGACUCCAUCAUGGCGUGCUGCCUAAGCGAAGAGGCGAAAGAAGCGAAAAGGAUCAAUGCAGAGAUCGAGAGACAGCUGCGGAGAGACAAGCGGGAUGCGCGCAGGGAACUCAAACUGCUGCUACUUGGCACUGGUGAAAGUGGCAAGAGCACAUUCAUCAAACAGAUGCGAAUCAUCCAUGGUACAGGGUACUCCGAUGAGGACAAACGAGGUUUCACAAAGCUGGUCUAUCAGAAUAUCUUCACUGCUAUGCAGGCUAUGAUCAGAGCAAUGGAUACACUCAAAAUACAGUAUAAAUAUGACUAUAAUAAGGCACAUGCACAGCUGGUUCGUGAAAUCGACGUAGAAAAAGUGACAACAUUUGAAAACCCCUAUGUGGAUGCAAUAAAGUGUUUAUGGGUUGAUCCAGGCAUCCAGGAAUCUUAUGAUCGAAGGAGAGAGUACCAGCUGUCCGAUUCUACUAAAUACUACCUUAGUGAUACUGAUCGUAUUGCAGCACCUGAUUAUCUGCCAACUCAACAGGAUGUGCUGCGGGUUCGAGUGCCCACAACUGGCAUCAUUGAGUAUCCAUUUGAUCUGGAGAAUAUAAUCUUCAGCUAUCUUAAAGACUUGGACCGUAUAGCAGCACCUACCUAUCUACCCACUCAACAAGAUGUGCUUAGAGUGCGAGUCCCAACAACAGGGAUCAUUGAAUACCCUUUCGACUUACAAACCGUCAUUUUCAGAAUGGUCGAUGUUGGGGGUCAACGAUCAGAACGAAGAAAAUGGAUUCAUUGCUUUGAAAAUGUGACGUCCAUUAUGUUUUUGGUUGCCCUUAGUGAAUAUGAUCAAGUACUUGUGGAGUCAGACAAUGAGAAUCGAAUGGAGGAAAGCAAAGCACUAUUUCGGACGAUCAUCACAUAUCCUUGGUUUCAGAAUUCCUCAGUAAUUCUCUUCUUAAACAAGAAAGAUCUCUUGGAGGAGAAGAUCAUGUAUUCUCACCUGGUUGAUUACUUCCCAGAAUAUGAUGGACCACAGCGAGAUGCACAAGCAGCAAGAGAGUUUAUUCUGAAGAUGUUUGUGGACCUGAAUCCUGAUAGUGACAAAAUUAUCUACUCUCACUUCACAUGUGCCACGGAUACAGAGAAUAUACGGUUUGUCUUUGCUGCUGUCAAGGACACUAUCCUACAAUUAAAUCUGAAGGAAUAUAACCUGGUCUAGUAUAUUAACUGACCUAACAAUAAAUAAGAGUAACUGUAUUAUCUGUGAAAAUGAUUUGCAUAAUUCUAAUUUAUUGCUAUCCUGGACUCUGUACUUCCACAGAGUCUUAGUAAAUAUUAUGAUUUUAUUUAACAAAAAUGGGCAAAGAUGCUGACACACGUUUGUGGCACCUGUCUACUUUUUAGGCAAAACUUUGAGAGUUCAUGCAAAAUUUUCAAUUUUCACUGUAAAUUCCCAUUUUUGCACUCAAAGGGUUGGGUUUUUUGCUUUUAUAAGCACAUCCCUUCCCCUCCUCCUACUCCCCAAAGAAUAUUUGAGGUACAGUGUCCUUUUUAUGAGGUGUUCCUCUUGACACUCUGUGGUACACAGAUACUGUGGUAAUGUUUGAUGGGAAUCAAGCUGUCAAUGAUAAUUGUUUUUCUGAUGGGCAAGAAUAAUUGGUCAUGUGAAUUUAAAGUUGCAUAUAUAUUUAAAGAUAGAGUUUCAUACUAAACAAUUUAUCUUCACUUUAAGUUAUAAAGAUGGGAGAUCAUUAAGCAAUAGUUGAUUGCGAUCAUGACUCAACUUUAAAUGUUACCACACUGUUUCCAAAAAAACGUGGAUAGAUAUAGGUAAGAAUACAAUAUUGAGAAUGUUAUGUACUUGUAAAACAAUAUAUGGGGUUUGAAUUCUAUUUAUUAUUGCCACUCUAUGACUAUUACUAAACUUGUUUUAUGGAAAGAUGCCAACAAAAUGUCAUAUACACUAUAUUUGCUGAUUUUUGCAAUAUCAACAUAGGUCUUCUUCCUUAGGAUUGUAUCUGGAGACAUCAUUGACAUCCAUACUUUGCUCCAGUGUAACAUUUUGGCUUUUAAUAAGGAACGUUUUAAUAUUGCCACUCUGUCUUAUUUGCUUUGCUAAUUUAGAAUUUUAAUAGAUAAAAAUUGCUUUCCUCAAGAAACCAAAAAUAAUGUGGUGUGAAACACUUGAGUAGAAGAUGAAUAGCAAGCAAACAACAUUGCAGUGUUGGCACUUUGGAUCUCCUAAAAACAAUUUGUUUGACAUGCCAAAAUAAAUGAGAAAAAACUGGUGCUUUUUCACAUUGUAUAAUAUUUGCCAUUACCUGUGUACUAUUCUUUAACAUAAGCUGCUUAGUGUCCAUGACCAAUUUUGUAUCUAACUUUUUUACACAUAUGUUAAAAGGUACUGUAAUCAUGUUUUGAUAAAAAUCUUGUAAGAUCCUUAAUUUUAAAAGAAAAUGGUUUCAUUUGCCAUAACUUGCUGGAAAAUGAACCUGUAUUAUUACUUUUGUCCAACUAUAGACAAACUUAAAAUUCUGAGGCCUGGGCUGUAAACAAAAGCAGAUGAAUGUUUCAAGAAGACAGGUUUGAAUGAAAAUCUGGUGUUCUAUUAGCUUGUUAGUUUUAAGGUUUUUCUGUCUUUGAGGUUAUAGCUCAAAAACUUCAAAGAAGUCAAGGUCAGUUAAUUUUAAAGUUUCUGCACUGGCCAUUGUCAAAGGUGGAAUGCCUUUAUGCAUGGGUUUAUGCUUCAACACAGUUUUUUUUUGUUAUGGAGUACCAAAGUUAAUGGUCAGUGAUUGUCUCCCUUCACUUCUGCUCUUUCACCUAACAUGUAUUAAUGAACCAAUGGACAAAAUUCCUAUUAUUUGUACAAAAAAACCUGGCUGUAGGUUUAAUGUAAUUAUGUACUUGUAAUCAUUGUGUGUGUGUGCGUGUGUGUGUGUAUGCGUGUGCAUGCACACGCAUGUGUGUGAUGUACACAUAUUGGCUUUGUGAUAACUUUGGCAGACUGAAUGUGCUGCAUUGAUAUGUUUCUAUGUAAUUGUAUUGUAAGUCAUUUAGCUAAUUCACAUUUUUGAAUAACAUUAUUUACUUUUCUAAGAAGUGAAUGUAAAUUUUUGCCAGUUUCUUUCUCAGCUACGGAUUUGAAAUGUCAUUUUGGAAGUAAAGAUAAUAACCAUA